AUGGCGGCAGGUCUGAGUGCGGCCUCUUUGGGCUCCCAGGUUCACGCCUCUGCUGUAAACGGAGACAGAAGCUCGCUGCUCAAAUUCAUCACAGCGGAGCCGUCUCUGCGGGACCUUGAGGACCAGUUUGGACGCACUCCUCUGAUGUACUGUGUGCUGGCCGACCGCCUGGACUGUGCGGACAUCCUGCUGAAGACGGGAGCCUCGGUGAACAAAGCCGACCACAGCCACCGCACGGCUCUGCACCUGGCUGCGCAGAAGGGUAACGUGCGCUUCCUGAAGCUGCUCUUAUCCAGACGAGCAAACUGGCUCCAAAAAGACCUGGAGGAGAUGACCCCACUGCACUUGGCCACACGACACCCGUCCCCCAAAGCACUCGCUCUCUUACUCAAAUACAUCGGACCAGGAGAAGUGGAUACACAGGACAAGAACAAGCAAACAGCGCUGCACUGGUCUGCUUUUUACAACCGGCCUGAGCAUGUGCGGCUCCUGAUCAAACAUGACUCCAACAUCGGCAUCCCAGACAGCGAAGGAAAGAUUCCUCUGCACUGGGCCGCACACAGCCAAGAGCCGAGCGCCACUCAAACUGUCCGCUGUAUUUUGGAAGCCGCUCCUACCGAGUCCCUGUUAAACUGGCAAGACUUCGAGGGCCGGACUCCCCUGCACUUUGCCGUUGCCGAUGGCAACGAGGCCGUGGUGGAGGUGCUGACGUCAUACGAGGGGUGCAAUGUGACAGCCUAUGAUAACCUGUUCAGGACGCCGCUGCACUGGGCCGCGCUGCUCGGACAUGCUCGGAUUGUGCAUCUGCUGCUGGAGCGGAACACAUCGGGCACAAUCCCCUCUGACAGUCAGGGGGCAACGCCUCUGCACUAUGGGGCACAGAGCAACAAUGCUGAGACGGUUGGAGUUUUUCUGGCCCACCCAACUGUUAAAGAUGAGCCGGAUCUCGAGGGGCGGACCGCCUUCAUGUGGGCCGCAGGCAAGGGCAGUAAUGAUGUCAUCAGUACCAUGCUGACCCUCACCCCUAACCUGGACAUCAACAUGGCCGACAAGUAUGGAGGCACUGCGCUGCAUGCGGCCUCGUUAUCAGGCCAUGUGAGCACCGUGAAGCUGCUGCUGGAGAAAGGGGCCAUGGUGGACUCUCUGGAUGUGAUGAAGCACACGCCACUCUUUCGGGCGUGUGAGAUGGGCCACAAGGAUGUCAUACUUACCCUCAUUAAAGGCUUCGGUCAUGUCGACCUGGUAGAUGUGGAUGGUCACACAGCCCUGCACUGGGCAGCACUUGGGGGAAAUGCUGAAAUCUGCCAGAUAUUAAUGGAGAAUGGAAUCAGCCCAAAUGUGCAGGAUCACGCUGGCCGGACGCCGCUGCAGUGCGCUGCUUAUGGAGGAUACAUCACCUGCAUGGCAGUCCUCAUGGAGAACAAUGCUGAUCCAAACAUACAAGACAAAGAGGGGCGAACGGCUCUGCACUGGUCCUGUAACAAUGGAUAUUUAGACGCAGUGAAGCUGCUGCUGGGCUACACUUCGUUUCCCAAUCACAUGGAGCACACAGAGGAGCGGUACACCCCACUGGAUUACGCUCUUCUGGGGGGCCACAGUGAGGUCACACAGUUUAUGCUGGAGCACGGAGCCCUGUCCAUUGCGGCCAUCCAGGACAUCGCGGCGGCUUCCAUCCAAGCGGUCUAUAAAGGCUACACGGUCCGCAAGGCCUUCAGAGAGCGCAAGCAACUCCUCAUGCGGCACGAGCAACUUCGCAAGGAUGCAGCCAAGAAGCGAGAGGAAGAGCACCGGAAGAGGGCUGCGAAUCGAAGGAUUGUGUCUGUGAGUGGUGAGAAGAGACCAGAACAAAAAUCCUCCCUGCUCCUCAUCAUGGAAGACCUGUUCCUCAACGAUUCUGUCGACCAAACUAAGAAACAUCACAGUGACCAAAGUCACCGCUCUACAAACAAAGAGGAAAAGCUUGAAGUCCCAAAAAGGAGAUUUUCCAGGAGAAGUCCAAUGGCAGAAACCUCCAGCGUUUUUCCAGCUUCAGGCCACAAUGACACACCAACACCACAGCGGAAAUAUGAUCGUGAAGAACGGAGGAGACGAGACAAGGCUGCGUGCACCAUCCAACAGGCCUGGAGGAGGUUUUGUGCGAAAAGGCGCUCUGAGGCCAAAGCGUGUGAGCGAGUCGUCCCGGUGUCUCAGCAAAGCCACAGGACUCGAACAGCAGUGUGUAAAUCUGUGGGGAGUAAGAGCUCUGUGCUACAAAGCAUCUACGGAAGCUCCAUGACGCGAAAGGGGCGAUGUCUUCGGGGGUCCCAGUCCCAGGGGCCAGUGGACUCUCCUCUACGCACUGCCAGCCAGAUGAGCGGUAUAGACGGUGUGCACUUGACCGAAGCAGUGAACCAGUCCAAACUCUAUUCCUACCACCUCCGACCACAGAGCGCCGACCAGCGACAGAGGAAAACACUCCAGCAACGAUGA
This is a messenger RNA of Knipowitschia caucasica, 2469 nucleotides long. NCBI's taxonomy places the organism in Eukaryota, Metazoa, Chordata, Actinopteri, Gobiiformes, Gobiidae. The record is from the annotation of a GenBank genome assembly.